AUGGCAGCUGAAAUAGCACAUCAUCUUGCUCUCAACACAGAGCCAGACUUUUCGGUUAUGAAUAACGAUUAUUCCCUUGGCCACGAACAACGGCAAGAUAACAGACAUGCAGAGCUUAAUACAAAAAUGCAAUUCUUAAAGUUCAAAAUGGAUGAGAUUCUAAAGCAAGACUUCAAUUUUCUUUUGGAUCGUAUAUGUUCUCUUAUGAAUUUCAAAGCUCAGUCAAUAAAGAGCAUAGCACAAAUUAACCCAACCAGUGCAGCUCGAAUACUUCUCAAUCGAGAAGACAUAUUUGCUUUACCAGCAGGAGAUGUACUGAUGAUAUCGAAAUGUAAAGAGAUUGUUGUCGAUGAAAUUAUAUUCGAUCAUAAUGUAAAUGGAAUUUGCUACACUUAUACCCCAGUGAGGUCUGGAAAAACAUUUUAUUUUAUAUACCCAGGUACACGUGACCUCGUCAAAGCUAGUCCCAGAGCAGACUGUGGUCACUUACCAUUUGGUAUCUAUAAUGAUGGAAAUAAUCACUAUAGAUCCCCUUCAGGUUAUGCACAAGUAACUAACAUACAUUUAAAUCUGCCUAACCAUUUGACGAGCGAAAAUUUUGUUUUCAAUGCUCCACCCAUCUUUCAUUCGGAUCUGGCUAGAAUCUCAACCGACAUAUACCUUAUCAAGAAUCGUCUCAACUCAAUGGAUAAUCUGUAUACCAUACAGUCUAAAUCAUCUCCGGGCGAAUUAGAUUCAAUAUCGGAUCAACUAGGACAGGAAUUAACGGACACAGCACACUUCUUGGAAUCGAACGCAGGAGAGCUUCUUCAAUCUCAGAAGAAGAAAAUCCUCGAAUCACUAGGUCUUCAUAGCAUUGUCAGAACGAUCGUCAUAGUAUCGAUUUGUCUACUUUUCUUCCGGAAUAGCAAUCUUGUAUUGCCAGACAGCAUUAAUCCGAAUCCCACUCAACUUACUUUUUGGAAUCAUUGGCAAGAUCAUAUCAUUUAUUUUCGCCUCCAUCUGCAAGAAGCGAAAGUCCACCCAGCAGAAUGCUUCGUCUGGAAACAGUCUCCCAACUGUGAUUGCAAGGAAGCAAGCAAGAUCGGAAAGAAUCACUGA
This is a messenger RNA of Cooperia oncophora, 1101 nucleotides long. NCBI's taxonomy places the organism in Eukaryota, Metazoa, Nematoda, Chromadorea, Rhabditida, Trichostrongylidae. The record is from the annotation of a GenBank genome assembly.